CAAUGUCAGACUGUCAGCUGCUGGAAAGCAUGCGCAUUUAUGCAUGCAUUUAUUUAGAUUUCGUCGACUUUUCUUUUCCGUUAAAAAUCAAAAAGUAAAAGCACGUAAAAUUAAUUCGGUCCCUUAUUCUUUUUUGUUAAUUUUUAACAUAGUUCUGGUUAUACUUCAAUUUAAUUUUAGAAUGCCUAAAGCAACGGUAGUUAAAAAAAGAAAAGCUGCAAAUGGAUAUAAAUUAGCAGAACCAUUGCCUCUAGGAGAAGUCCUAAAAGAUGUAUCUAAAAAAGAAUGGAAAUUAGGACCCUCUAUUGGCCAAGGAGGCUUCGGGGAAAUUUAUUCUGCCAAAGAAGCCGCAUCCAAAGGGUUGCAGUAUCCUUAUGUUAUAAAAAUAGAACCACAUGCUAAUGGGCCACUCUUUGUUGAAAUGCACUUUUAUAUGAGAAAUGCAAAACCAGAAGAUGUUGAUGCUUUUAAGAAGAAAAAAGGAUUAAAAACCUUUGGAAUGCCUUUGUAUCUAGGAUCAGGAUCGCAUGAAUACAAUGGUGAAAAAUAUAGAUUUAUUGUUAUGGAAAAAUUUGGAAAAGAUCUUUGGAAAAUAUUCUUAGAAAAUAACAGAAUAUUCCCUACCUCAACAGUAUUUAAAAUAGCAGUACAAAUCCUAGAUGUUUUAGAAUAUAUUCAUAGUAAAGGUUAUGUGCAUGCUGAUAUUAAAGCGGCGAAUAUUCUAAUGGGUAUUACCAAAGAAACUCAAAAUAAACAAUGUUAUUUGGUAGAUUUUGGAUUGGCUACCAAAUACAGCGAUGACAAAGACUUUAAACCAAAUCCAAAAAAGGCCCAUGAUGGUACCAUAGAGUAUUUAAGUAGAGAUGCACAUCUUGGAGUACAAUCGAGACGUGGAGACUUGGAAAUUCUGGCGUAUAACAUAAUUCAGUGGUUAGGUUGUAUUUUGCCUUGGGAAAAAAAAUUGACAGAUCCUAAAACAGUUCAAAAAUCAAAAGAGGAACAUAUGUCAAGUGUUCAGAAUAUUAUAAAAGCCUGUUUUGGAAAAAAGUCUCCUCCAGAUCCACUAAUAGAAUUUUUAAAACACCUGUCCACACUAAAACACAACACUAAACCCGAUUACCAAAAAAUAAGAAAAAUAUUUAUGUCGGGUGUAGAUUCUAUAGAAAAACCUUUUAACUUUUCUUUACAAACUAAAUCUCCCGGUAAAAGAACACCAGCGAAAUCGCCUAUUAAAAAUGGUAGGAAAAAGCAAGUAUCAGUUUCAGAAUCCUCUAAUGAUGAAAAAGAAUAUUCAGAUAAGGAUGAAGACAUGGAUGUUACCGUAGAAACACCAUCAAAAUCACCUGUUAAAAGAAAAAACAAUAAUAAAAAAGUUUCAACGCCAAAGAUUAAAAAUGGCAGGAAAAAACAAGUAUCAGUUUCAGAAUCUUCUGACGAUGAAAAAGAGCAUUCAGAUGAAGAUGAAGAGAUGGAUGUUACCAUAGAAACACCAUCAAAAUCACCUAUUAAAAGAAAAAAUAAUGAUAAAAAAGUUUCAACAUUGAAGAUUAAAAAUGGCAGAAAAAAACACGUAUCCGUUUCAGAAUCCUCAGAGGAUGAAAAAGAACAAUCAGAUGAGGACGAAGAGAUGGAUUGUACUGCAGAAAAAAAUGUUACUAUGAGAAGAAAACCAAAAUUAAAUUAUACAGAAGAUACAGAUGAAGAACCAGAAAAACCUAAGAAAAUGAAGAAAACUGUUGCUAAUAAACAAAGUAAUGCGAAAGGCGAUAACUUGAGUUUAAACGGAUAUACAGAUGCUAUGAAGGAAGUUUUAUUAAGAAAAAUUGAAAAAGAUAGGACAAAGGGAAAAAAUAAGAAAGCAGAACCUGUCUUAAAUGAUAUGGAAGGUUUUACUGACAGUAUGAAAGAAGUCGCAUUAAAAAAGAAGGAAAGGCUCGACAAAAAGAAGAGUAAAUGAGAAGUAUGUGUUCACGUAAAGCUGUUAAUUGAAUUUUGAAAAAACUUUGAUUCGCAGUUUAUCAUUUUAGGUCUUAAUUUUUUAUUCACUUUCUAAAACUUCUGAUUUUAGUUAUAUUUUUAACCUUUUUAUUGUUGUAUCAACAUUUGUAAAAUAAUUUCAAUAAAAUAUUUUUUCUAUAUUUUCUUUGUUUAUUUUAGUGCACAACGUUUCGUUGCUUUUACCCAGUAAUAACUACAAAAUAUAUUUACUUGUCGGUUUAACCUGUCAGAUUAAAACAAGAAAACCGACAAUUCCGAAGCAGAGCGGAUGAUUAAAACGCACCUGUUAAAAAUAUUGCGCCAAGAUGUAGGCAACACGUAAUAAGGGAACAAAAUGGCGGAGU
Molecule: messenger RNA, 2342 nt
Organism: Psylliodes chrysocephalus
Lineage: Eukaryota; Metazoa; Arthropoda; Insecta; Coleoptera; Chrysomelidae
Source: the annotation of a GenBank genome assembly